Messenger RNA from Perognathus longimembris pacificus (Pacific pocket mouse), 5069 nucleotides. It is a transcript of the gene Itprid2, whose product is annotated as ITPR interacting domain containing 2. The transcript is spliced from 18 exons. The coding region runs from base 144 to 3911 and encodes 1255 amino acids. The record is from RefSeq and is a predicted model, not a curated record. Lineage: Eukaryota; Metazoa; Chordata; Mammalia; Rodentia; Heteromyidae. Gene Ontology annotation, molecular function: signaling receptor binding.
CCCUGUCCCCUCCUCCUCCUCCGGCGCCGGCUCCGGCUCCUCGGGGCCCCCAGCCCGGCCGGGCGCUUACAGCAGGGGCGGGGGGUCCCCGCUGCCGGUUCUCCCGCAGGCUUCAGCCGGACUGAGGAACCCCCGGCGCAGCCAUGAACCGGCCCCUGGCGGCGUCGGCGGAGGCGGAGGAGGAACUGGAGUGGCAAGUGGCGAGUCGCCGGAGGAAGGCCUGGGCCAAGUGCCGCAGCUCCUGGCAGGCGUCAGAGACGGAGGACCUGUCCACCGAGGCGACGACGCAGGACGAGGAGGACGACGACGAGGAGGACCUCCCGGGCGGGAAGCUGCCCGCGGCCGCGGGGCGAGGGAACGUUCCCAACGAGAAGAUCGCGAUAUGGCUGAAGGACUGCCGUACACCUUUGGGAGCCUCGCUGGAUGAGCAAAGCGGUAGUACACUGAAGGGUGUGCUUGUGAGAAAUGGGGGAAGUUUUGAAGAUGAUUUGUCUUUGGGAGCUGAAGCCAAUCACCUCCAUGAAAGUGAUGCUCAAAUUGAAAACUGCAAUAAUAUGUUGGCCAAAGAGAGAAGACUCCAGUUUCAUCAGAAAGGGAGAAGUAUGAAUUCCACUGGAUCUGGGAAAAGCAGUGGCACAGUUUCAAGUGUUUCCGAAUUGUUGGAACUUUAUGAGGAAGAUCCUGAAGAAAUUCUCUAUAAUCUUGGAUUUGGACGAGAUGAACCAGAUAUUGCUUCUAAAAUUCCUUCCAGAUUUUUUAACUCAUCAUCAUUUGCAAGAGGGAUAGAUAUUAAAGUAUUUUUAAGUGCUCAAAUGCAACGGAUGGAACUAGAGAACCCAAAUUAUGCUUUAACAAGUCGUUUUCGACAAAUUGAAGUGCUUACUACUGUGGCCAAUGCAUUUUCUUCUUUAUAUUCCCAAGUCUCUGGGACUCCCUUGCAGAGAAUUGGAAGUAUGUCCUCAGUGACCUCUAACAAAGAGACAGACUCUCCUCCACCCUUAACUCGAAGUAACACUGCCAAUCGUCUAAUGAAAACACUAUCAAAACUGAAUUUAUGUGUCGAUAAAACAGAGAAAGGAGAAGGUAGCAGUGCUUCCCCUUCAGUUGAAAAAGGAAAAAUUCUCAGUGUUUCCAUGACUGAAGAAAAUGGCAAUAAAAAUGAUCCAAAGUCUCAAAAAGUGAUAAAGAAGAAGGACUCUUCUUCUAUGCUGGCUACUGUUACAGAAGAAGUCUUAACUAGUUCUACAGCACUUACUGAGAAUGCUGAGGCUGACAGACUUUCUGAUAUAGCAAAUAGUAAUAAUCAAGAAAGGGAAAGUGAACAAAGCAAAGAAAGUCACCAUGAGAGUAAACUGCAUCAGAAGUCUGAGGUUCCAGAAUCUGACAUAGGUAGUGAUUUGAAUGUGUCCAGUCACAGUGAACUGGAAAUCAGCAGUGAGCUGAAAAAUGUCCAUAUGUCCACAUCUGAAAAAGAGCCUUGUGCCCCACUUGCCUUUCCAUCUAUAAGAAAUAUAAUGGCACAGCAGAAGGAUUCUUUUGAAAUGGAGGAGGUUCAGAGCACAGAAGGAGAAGUUCCUCAUGUUCCUGCUGCUUGCCAGCUAGGUCUCACCAAAUCCAAAAGAGAUCAUCUGUUACGCACUGCAAGUCAGCACUCUGAUAGCAGUGGCUUCGCGGAAGACCCUGCAGACUGCCUCUCCCUGAAUCACCUCCAGGUCCACGAAUCCCUGCAAGCCAUGGGAAGUAGUGCUGACAGUUGUGACAGUGAGACAACAGUCACAUCAUUUGGUGAAGACCUUGUUACUCCAACAGCACAAGACCAGCCUUAUUUCAAUGAGUCAGAGGAGGAGUCCAUCACCCCUCUUCAGAAGGGGAGAGUGAAAGCAACACCCUUUACUGACGAAAGAAGGUCAGAGAGCCAAGAUCUCCCCCAGGGCGAGACUGUGGAGCACACAGAAGACAAACAGUCCACCAGUCCAAGGGCUCCAAUUCCUGAAAUUACGGAAGUAGAUGAGGAUUUGUCUCUAGUACAUAGAGAUCUCCUGAGGGAUGCAAGCGGGGAAAGUGAUGUCGACAAAGGCAGUGAAUGUGAGUUUGCGCAGUACACCACACACCAUAUUCUGAAGUCAUUGGCUUCUAUUGAAGCUAAAUGUAGUGACAUCAGCUCUGCUGAUACAACUAUGCCCCCCUCUUCUGUGGACAGAGUUAAUACAGCCUUGCAAAGAGCACAAAUGAAAGUCUGCAGUCUGUCUAGUCAAAGAGUAGGACGUAGCCUGAUAAAAUCAAAAGAUCUGUUAAAACAAAGGUACUUACUUGCAAAAGCUGGCUAUCCUCUAAGAAGGUCUCAGUCUUUACCUACCACCUUAUUGAGCCCUGUCAGAGUGGUGUCCUCUGUCAAUGUCCGGUUGUCUCCAGGGAAAGAGACUAGAUGCAGCCCACCUUCCUUCACCUAUAAGUACACCCCAGAAGAGGAACAGGAAUUGGAGAAAGGAGUGACUGAGCAUGAUGGCCAGUCUUUAGUUAAAUCCACAAUUUUCAUCUCUCCAUCAUCUGUGAAGAAAGAAGUCCCUGUGAGUGAAGAGGCUCCAUUGGAACAGAGCCGUCAUGGGAGGACUGCUUCUUGUCCAUGGUUGUUGGCUCCAGGACCAAUAUCCCAGUCCACGUGCUCCCUUCAUUCUAUGCAAUCUGAGUGGCAGGAGCGGCCGCUGUGUGAGCACAUGAGAACUCUGAGCACUCACAGUGUCCCCAACAUAUCCGGUGCUAUGUGUAGUGCCUUCACCUCCCCAUUCGGAUGUCCUUACUCUCACAGACAUGCGGCCCACCCAUACCGAGCAUGUUCCUCGAGUCCUCCUUCUGCCUUAGAGAUGCAGCUGCGACGAGUGCUGCAUGACAUCAGAAACUCACUGCAGAAUCUUUCACAGUACCCUAUGAUGAGAGGACCUGACCUAUCUGCUCCUCCGUAUAGCACUCCAAAGUCAUCUGUUCUACCUCUGUAUGAAAAUACUUUUCAGGAGCUUCAGUUAAUGAGGCGGAGCCUGAAUUUGUUCCGAACACAAAUGAUGGAUUUAGAAUUGGCAAUGCUGCGUCAGCAAACCAUGGUUUAUCAUCAUAUGACAGAGGAGGAAAGGUAUGAAGUUGAUCAGCUACAGAGUUUGAGGAAUUCUGUCCGAAUGGAACUGCAGGACUUGGAACUGCAGCUUGAGGAGCGUCUGCUGGGCCAGGAUGAGCAUCUCCGAGCCAUGCGGGCACCUUCACCCUUCCGCUCUGCAGCACUUGGGGGUAUGUGUGGCAGUAGGAGUACUGAUAACUUGUCCUGUACUUCUCCUCUGAAUGUAAUGGAACCAGUCACUGAACUGAUCCAAGAACAGUCAUACCUGAAGACUGAAUUGGGUUUGGGAAUGAGGGAAAUGGGAUUUGAAAUUCCUCCUGGAGAAAGUUCAGAAUCGGUUUUCUCCCAAGCAACGUCAGAAUCAUCUUCUGUAUGUUCUAGUCCCUCUCAUGCCAACAGAAGAACUGGAAUGCCUUCUGGUGACUUGGGGAACAGACCCAGGGCCCACUUAGCCAGGAAGAAAGUGUUCCGAGCAUCAGUGGCUCUGACCCCAACUGCUCCUUCUAGAACAGGCUCUGUGCAUACACCUCCCGAUGUGGAAAGUUCUGAGGAUGCUGGAGCAGCUGAAGAAGCCUCACAUCUUGUAGGACCUAACUCCAAGUUAGAAGAUCAAGGGAAUGUCCCACUAAUGCCAGCUGCUGAGGAAAUGCAUAGGAAUGUGGAGGAGGAAGAUGAGUUGCAGCAAGUCAUACGGGAGAUUAAGGAAUCUAUUGUUGGGGAAAUUCGACGGGAAAUAGUAAGCGGACUUCUAGCAGCAGUAUCUUCAAGUAAAGCAUCUACUUCUAAUAAGCAAGACAGUCAUUAAGUGGAACUUAGAGAUUAUCAUGGAUCCUCUUAGCUGUGUAAUGGAGUUUUGGAUGUUAUACACUGGUGGAGGUGUUAUCUGUACUCUGGAAGAUACUUUCUGCUAAGCUGGGCUACUGUACACAGUGCACGGUGUGCAUUUCUUUGUUGCAUAUCUUUUAAAGUGUGCAUAGAAACUUAGGCACUUUGCUGACUAUUGUUCUUUUCUAAACCAUCAAAAGUGUAGCAGUUUGAAAAGCAUAAUAUUUAUUUGUAUGUCAAAUAUUUCCAUUUGCUUCCCUAUAUAGAAUCAAUUAUAAAACUUGAAGACUUCAGACAUAACCAGCUUAUAAAUACCAUUUACUUCAGACUAGCUUCUUACCACACUGACCUCUAUGAGGUAUUUACUGUGCAAUAACUGAUUCAUUUUUGAGAGCUUGAAGCAACCAAUGAUUAUCCCUCCACUGCUGUUAAUGAUUGUCACUUCCAAGAAGUCAACCUGUUCUAUUGUAAAAAUUGCUGUUAAUUCUCGAGGAGGCUACGAGUAGCAGUAGGUUAGAAUUGUGAAAGAUUACUUUCAACUACUUAAUGUUAUUACACUGUAAGCCUUGUUUCUUUACCCAAAACAAAUGGAAUUUUAUUAUAGCUUAUGUAGUAUUUUCUUUUGGAAAUGUGCCUUAUGUUCAACACUAUGUACUUUUGAAUUGUUGAAACUUCUUAUAAGGAGAUGUUUCUUCUCUCUUUUAGAGUAACUAGUAUACUGUUGUCACAAUAAUGGGCCCUAUGACUUGAAUGGAUAGAAAUGAAUAAGCUGGUAUUUGGUUUUUCGAAAUGGAAAUACUUUAGAUUUGUUCUCUUCGUACAUAAAUCAUUUUCAUUCAGUUUUAAUCAGUGAGAUUUUCAUUGUUACAGAAGAAGGAGAAUGGUUUCCUGUUUGGUUUUACAUGUGUCAAAUAAAUGUGUAAAGUAGCCACCAAUGUCAUUAGAAUUAUUCUUUUAAGCAUAUAUAAUUUUCAACUGUAUUAUGUUUAUUUGUGUGUGAAACUUUAAUCAACAAUGGUUGAGAUGUUAACAGUCUUCUUCAAAAAAAUAUCGAAAAGGUUUAUAAAUGUUUGAAAUAUCACACAAAGGCUGAUUUCUAAAAGAAUAUUAAAAUAAUAAAGUAUUUAUUUUGCCUAAA